CCCUCCCCUUGCCUUCACACUCCCCCUCCAUUGUCCAAAAAAGCAAAAAAAAUCAUGUACAAGAAUUGGGUAAAAGAAAAAGGGACGGGCCAGAAUCAGGCAGUUUUGAACCAGUACAUGGCGAGGGACGUGCCCCAGUCAGGACGAUGUACCUCUACAUCGGACCCCUCGAGAGGGAAAAGGAAGAAGCUGGGAGAAAACCAAAAGCAUGAGAGGAGGGUGCAGAGAGCAACAUCAUCAUGGCUAGGGCAAUGGUCUACCGGUGGUCCAACACGACCCUCCCCACCAAGAGGGGGUUAUGUCCAACCCGGGUUCUGUCUCGUGUUCAUCGCUUUCGUCACUGUUUUCUCGCAGGGCCACCUCGGUCUCGCAGAUUCCUCACUUGGCCCAGGCGCCAUCGUGAACAGCCUCUCCCAAUCGCAUCUUGCCAAAGCGGCCGGCUGGUUCCUGGCUGCUUCACCCCUCGUUCCCUGGAUGGGUUAAAGGAGUGAACUGCCGGUUAAUGCUAUUUCGUCCGUCCGACAACUAAGAGAGAAGG
Messenger RNA from Colletotrichum phormii, 538 nucleotides. RefSeq lists its product as uncharacterized. The transcript has 4 exons. The coding region runs from base 55 to 483 and encodes 142 amino acids. NCBI's taxonomy places the organism in Eukaryota, Fungi, Ascomycota, Sordariomycetes, Glomerellales, Glomerellaceae. The record is from RefSeq and is a predicted model, not a curated record.